Lymnaea stagnalis (great pond snail) is the source of this 984-nucleotide messenger RNA. NCBI's taxonomy places the organism in Eukaryota, Metazoa, Mollusca, Gastropoda, Lymnaeidae. The record is from the annotation of a GenBank genome assembly.
UCAAGGACGAAAAUCUUAAAAAUCUGGUUUUCCUGGGGAGAGGAGCAGCCCAAUGUCCAGCUGAGCCUCCGCAGCCUCGAUGACUAUUUCUUGCCCGGGGAGUCCAGUCUCUAUCUACGUAGUCGCCGGCGCCACAAGAAAUCCGGCAGACAUAGAUCGCGGAACACCACCAGCUGCAGGUAUGUUGCCCGACGGGUGGUAGGUGUAAAUGAGCCGCUAAUAAAGCUGGGGAAGUUCAGUUUUGGAAACCUUGCAGUUUAUAACUCACUGUUUGGUCAAGAAAAGCGCAUCGCAGUAGGGGAGGUAAGGCGACGCAUGCACAAUGUGGGAGGUAAGGCGACAAAUACACAAUGUGGGAGGUAAGGCGACAAAAUCACAAUGUGGGAGGUACGGCGAAAUCAUUUUGUAGUAGACUAGACAUGUCCUGUUUCUCAUCGCAGAUGCCACAACAAACGAGGCUGUGUGGCGUGUAGCAGGCUUCGGUCCCUGGAAGAGGUGGUCAAACUUGUUGUGAGUCAGGAGAGGAAGAUACAGGACAUUGGAGACAGGAUCUAUGACACAGAUCGGCUCAUCGACAGACACGAGUCAAGGGUAGGUCACACCUUUUUACGCCUGAAUGAAACUAUCGACUCAUGUAUCUUUAAAUACAUACUCGAAUUAAUUUCGUCGAUAUUUGAUACUGACCCUAAAUGUCCAACUCCUGGCCCACAGAUUCAUAACCACCGUGUCCAACAGAACGGCCAGGACUACGUACAAAACUCCUACCUCAACAGCCACAGCAGCGAGAGCAGCAGCAGCCUGGACUGCUCGUCUUUCAGCAGCCUUGACCUUAAAGACCUCAGCGCCGUCUUCCGAGAAUCCACGUUGCAGGAAUUGGAAGAAAUUUCCCGUCUGUGUGAUGACCUCGCACACGUGGAGCGGAGGUUGGGAGAAGAGCAGACCAAAAUUAAAGAGAUGACCCCGGAAAUAGAACAUUUGGCGGAG